AUGCAUCGUGGGGACAGGGAGGGUGCGUGGCCCGACAGGGGAGGGGAACGCUGCGGGCGACGCCCUCUUGUCGCCUCCAGGUGCUGGAUGAACGUGCCGAGGCUCCCGCGGCGUUGGAUCCGAAAGGUCGGUCUGUGCCGCGCAGCCACGCUCUCCCGCGUCGGUGUGUUGCUGGCUGUGUGUGCGGGCGCGUACCAGUUCUCCCGGACCCCGAACAUCGCGAACGAAGAUCACGUGACUCUGCACGCCCACCACUACCUGGGCGCACCACCUGGCGACUUCGACGCGGACGGCUACGCCACAGCCGACCCCCCCCCUCCAUGGAUCUGGGAGGAUCACACCCCCGAGGCAUCCCCCGUGCAUCGGUGGACGCCGCCUUCGUACGGGACGGUACUGCGAGGCGGGGCCGCCGGCGACGCAUGGACUGCGCCUCCCGCCGCGAGCGACGAGGCUGGCGAAGCGUGCUCUGCAGCUGCAGGAGGUGUGGUGGACUUCGGGUCGAUCCCCCGGAUCAUUCACUACACGCACCGCGCGUACGACGACCUCCACGAGGACCUCAAGGGCUACAUCGACGGCUGCAUGCGCUUGAACCCCGGGUGGGAGGUGCGGUUCUACGACGACCGAGACGCGCGGGACUUUGUCGGGGGGGAGUUUCCGGGGCUGGUGGGGGCCUGGGACGCCCUCGACUCGCCGGUGCAGCGGGCGGACAUGUUCCGCUACCUCGUCCUGCUGCGGUACGGCGGCGCCUACCUGGACGUGGACAUCGAGUGCCGGUUGCCGUUCGAGACCGUGAUCGACACCGAGCGCGACGCGCUGGUCGCUGGGAUCGAGAACGCGUUCGAGACCCCGGAGCAGGCCUCGACCAGGACGUACGCGCGAACAGUUCAGGUUGUGCAGUGGAGCAUCCUCGCGGCGCCGGGCCACCCGGCGCUCCGGCUCGCCGCGUCGCACAUCGCACGCACUGCUACCUUCCGGAUCGCACAGGACGACGACAGGAACACGCUCGAGCGGACAGGGCCGGGGGCCUGGUCGGAUGCUCUCGCCCGCUACAUGUCGCGCAGCGCAUCGCUGGCGCCCGGCUGCGCCUGGCCCGUGCGCCUCCUGCCACGGGUCGCCAUGGGGAACUUCCCGAGCGGUCUCGACGGUCUACCGGCGCACAGCCCGGGCGAGGUCCUGGUGCAUCACUUCGAGGGCUCGUGGAAGCGCAGGGGCGUGAGGCGCCUCGCUCCCCGCAUCACGCCCGGCUGCCACCUCGAAGCUGCACUAGGGCCAGUGGGCCGGUGGGCCGCGAAACGGCUCCGCAGCGGCGAAGACCUGCUGCGGUACAACGUGCUGCUGCGGGCGCUGCUCCGGCUCCUGUUCUUCCGCACGCCGCGCCCCGCGCCCCGCCCUCCGGCGGUGCCGCUCUCCACGUUGAACUACACGGGCGACCUACUGGAGCGAGAUCGCGACGGGGUGGUCUGGACGGUCCUCAGGAGCGGCGCGCAGUGGCGGGACGCUCAGACGGCGGUGGCGGUCGCGCUGCCGGGCGUCGACGAGGCGGCGCGCUACGACCGCGACGACCCGAGCAGAGAGGUGCUGCGAUGGGGCGCCUGGGAGCCGGGGGCGUGGGUGGCGCGCGGCCCGAUGGGGCACGAGGCCCUGAUGUCCGCGGCCGGCGUGUGUCUGCGAGGGCCCGCGUACCGUGCUGCGCGGCCGCAGUGCGCGGACGGCACGGAGGGGAGUCCGUGGGGGACUCUCGGCCUCAGGGUGCCAGACACGCGGCCGCGGCGACGCUGGCGCGCGCAGCAGCCGCUGCGCCCCCUCGAGCCCGUCGCUGAGGCGCCGUGCGUCCGCGACGGCGACGGCGCCGCGCGCGGGGCCCCUGUUUUCGUGGAUGUUGGUGUGGGGCUCGGGGCCGCGUCGCUGCACGCUGCGGCGUCCGGCAUGCGCGUCAUCGCGUUCGAGAGCGACCCGCGGCUGCUUGAGCGCUCCGUUGCCGCGAACGCCGCCUUCCAGGACCGCGUGACGUUGCAUCCCCGCGCCGUCGCGGCGGGGCGCGGGCGGGCGUGCCUGUAUAGAGGCCGGACACUCGAACCGCAGCUGCUGGCUGCCCCGCCGGGGACGCCCCGCGGCUCCGACGCGGCUGACGACGCCGCGCUUGCGCAGCUGCUGCCCCUCGCUCUCGAGCAAACGCUCGCUGCGCCAGCGCCAGUGAAGCCAGCGCUGCGGGCACGCGGCGCGCCGCCAGGGCUGUACGGUAUGGCGCCCGGCAGCGACGAAUGCAGCGCGACGGCGGCAGGGCCCGGCCGCGUCGUCGAGACGACGUCUCUCGACGAGGCCCUUUUCGGUGCCGACUGCGACAACGACGACAACGCGACCGCCGCGCUCUGCGGAAGCCCCUGGGUGCUGCGGAUCGCGCAGCCCGGGUGGGAGCGCGCGGUGCUGCGCGGGGCCGGACGCGCGCUGCAGGGCGCGAACCCUCCGGUCGCCGUGCUCCUGGAGGUGUCGCCGGCGCAGGAGGCCUGGAAGGGCGUCAACGGAGCGGGGUGGAGUUCCGGGGGCGCCGUGCAGGAGCUGCACGCGAUCGGAUUCGAGGAGGCCUUUGUUUCCGGCCCGGCGUGCGACGACGCCGGCGCCAGAGUCCCGCUGGGCCGAAAGAUCGGGCUGGCGAAGGGCCAGCGUCGCGGGCAGGUCGCGUGGUGCGCGGUGGACGCGGUGCGCGGGCGAGCCCGGAGCGCGCUGCCGCUGCCGCUGCGAGCCGACGAGGAGCGCAGCCACCAGGUGCUGCUCCUCCGCAGAGACAGCGUCGGCGCUCCCCGCCGCGGCACCGCGUCCUAG
This is a messenger RNA of Pedinophyceae sp. YPF-701, 2820 nucleotides long. NCBI's taxonomy places the organism in Eukaryota, Viridiplantae, Chlorophyta, Pedinophyceae. The record is from the annotation of a GenBank genome assembly.